UGAGCGUUUGUAUUUUGGCAGCUGGCUUCGUAGUGUUCUGUGAACUUUGGUCGUCACUUUAAUUUCGAUUUGUAUAACGGUACCGGUACUGGUUGGCGUUUUGAUAUAUUUUUUUUUAUAAAAAACGUUCAUACACCUGUGUGCCUGUAUAAUAUACCAUGAAUGACGAACAGAUCCAGAACCAGCGCCAUCUCAGGCUUAUGCUAGGAAGAAAUAAUCCGUAUCAAACACUCGUCGCACUUUUUGUUACUGCACUUUUCUUCAUGUUUUUUCAAGCGAAUAUUCUUCAAAAUUUUCAAAGACAUCAAAUGAUGCUACGCAACAGCGGAAGUGAAACACACAAUAAAGCUAAAUAUGUGAACCAUUUUGUACCGGAGCAAAGGGCACCAAUCAGGCACAUCAACCCAAAAUUUGCUCCCAAAUUUGCAACAGAAAUUGGAAUAAAAGUUAAUGGAACUUUAUUAAGAGGAGUAAAGAAGGCUAACAGAAAAUAUUACCUUCCUAAUUCGAACUUUGAAUUUGUCUGUUUUGAUGGAAAUCAAUCGAUACCGUUUCACGCCGUUAACAAUGAUUACUGCGACUGCUCGGAUGGAAGUGAUGAGCCUGGUACGUCAGCAUGUGCAAAUGGAAGGUUUUACUGUGAGCCAGAGCAUGAAUAUCUUCCUUCAUCGAGGGUCAAUGAUGGGAUUUGUGAUUGCUGUGAUGGCUCGGAUGAGUGGAAGGGUGUCACCGUUGCACCUGACUUGAAUUUACCAGAUUCACCAAAAGUUCUUCUUGCACCUUGCAGUAACGUCUGCAACGACUUUGAACACGAAAAAAGGUUGGAAAUGAAUAUAAAACGUGAAGGUGCCAUCGCAAAGAAGGAAUAUAUAGAAAUAGGAAAAGGACAAGAUGAAACGAUGUACGGUGAAAAUGGAGUCUACUACAAAUUAAGUCAGAACUGUUACAUGUAUAAAUCUCCAGGGUAUAUAUAUUCCGUUUGCCCGUACCAGAAUGUCACUCAGUCUGGCAAAGAUUUCUGGAUAAUUGGAAGAAAUGGGACGCUCAGCGAUAAAACCUCAAUCCUAACUAUGACUGGGGGUGAUAAGGAUCACUGCCCUGAUGGAAAAGCACGGUCUUCAGUGAUACAAUUCAAUUGCGCACCAGCAGACAAAGUACGCUACGUCUCAGAGAAAGAAACUUGCGUUUAUUCUGUUAAAUUUGACACUCCAGCCGCUUGUCCAAACCAAGAAGACACAUGAUAUUAAUUUUGUUCAAGUCUCGGAACGGUACCUCACUAUGAAAUUAUGCAUUGGAAAAAACUCGUCCAUGUUCCAGAUCAGGUCUUUCCAGACUUUUAAUCUAAUAACCGACUCCUUCUAAUAUAUUAAAUUUUUCUGUGACCUCCCGUUUGUGCCAUUUCUCGGGUCUUACGAUCAGAAUCAUCAUUGUUGUGCAAGUGAGCCUCAGGUCUGAUCCCGUGUUCCCUCUAGAAAUCGUGAGAUUUAUGUUUUGCACUAGUUUUGAUAAUUGUGUUUCAAAUCAAAAGUCUAAAAAAGUAUUUUAUGUGAAAUUGGUAUAUACUUUGCAAACCCUAGAAUUCGCUGAGUGCCCGCAACCCCCUGUGGGGUUGUGACUCCAGUUUUUUAUUAUAUAUCUUUUUUAUUAUAAAUAAGCAGGCCCUUAAUUUCCGAUAUUAUAAAUUUAAUGAGAUAUUAAAUCUUGGGUGUCGCUACACGAUAAACAGUAUUGAUUUCCCGCUGCUUCCCUUCACCAGUAAAAGUGUGUAUGGAUAUUAUUUUUCCUUAAUUUCGUAUUCUAUUAAACAUGAUCGUCACUAUGAACGGAAGCUGACAAAAAUUCUUGGUAUUGCAUGGAAAUAUAUUAUGCUAUUUUUAUUUAUCGUC
Messenger RNA from Styela clava, 1886 nucleotides. RefSeq lists its product as uncharacterized. Gene Ontology annotation, molecular function: protein binding. NCBI's taxonomy places the organism in Eukaryota, Metazoa, Chordata, Ascidiacea, Stolidobranchia, Styelidae. Gene Ontology annotation, biological process: N-glycan processing. The record is from RefSeq and is a predicted model, not a curated record. Gene Ontology annotation, cellular component: glucosidase II complex.